This is a messenger RNA of Rana temporaria (common frog), 1084 nucleotides long. It is a transcript of the gene RNF5, whose product is annotated as ring finger protein 5. Gene Ontology annotation, molecular function: ubiquitin-like protein conjugating enzyme binding; ubiquitin protein ligase activity; metal ion binding. Bases 72 to 572 code for a protein of 166 amino acids. The transcript is spliced from 6 exons. Gene Ontology annotation, cellular component: endoplasmic reticulum. Lineage: Eukaryota; Metazoa; Chordata; Amphibia; Anura; Ranidae. The record is from RefSeq and is a predicted model, not a curated record. Gene Ontology annotation, biological process: ubiquitin-dependent protein catabolic process.
CCAAUCAGCUGCUUGACGUCUCCCGUGACGCUCCGCCCGGUGCCCGGCUAGGUUCCGGACUCUCGGUUGCCAUGGCGGCGGCUGCUGGCAGCCCCGGAGCGGCGUAUGAAUGCAAUAUCUGCCUGGACACGGCCCGGGAGCCGGUGGUCAGUGUGUGCGGCCAUCUGUACUGCUGGCCGUGUCUUCAUCAGUGGUUGGAAACGCGACCAGAGCGCCAGGAGUGUCCUGUGUGUAAAGCCGGCAUCAGUCGAGAGAAUGUCAUACCAAUAUAUGGCAGAGGAGACAACAACCAGCAAGACCCCAGGUUAAGGACUCCCCCAAGACCUCAAGGACAGAGACCAGAACCAGAAAACCGAGGGGGUGUUCCAGGGUUCACAGACACCGGAUUCCACAUGUCCUUUGGCAUCGGAGCAUUCCCUUUUGGCUUUUUUACUACAGUCUUUAACACUAAUGACUUCCAGUCAGCACCACGUGUAGAUACCGGCCUCCCCCAGGGCAGGAUGUUUGGGUUACCCGACUCGCUCUUCCUCAUCAUUGCUGCCUUCUUCUUUCUCUGGUUAAUCAGCGUUUGAAGCCUGGGAGCGACUUUCCGACUCGCCGGCUGUAAGGCCUUCUAGCCAUCUACAGUACAUCAUCCAUCAGAGAUGCCGCUGAGCCACUCGUCACCCAUCCCCCCUGUAAACACUCCCUUCGGUCCAUACGGUUUUUACUCCCUAUGUCCCCCGCUCCAACUCCAUCUUCUCUUUUUCUAUGGCACUUUAUUACGAUCCACUCCAGUGACGAGUCACAUUUGUAACCGUUACAUUUUUAUUUGAAGAUUUGUAAGUAGCCCUCUUCCUGUUUUUUGCACAUUGUAAAUGUUUGAGAUGAAAAUUCAUGGAGAUCCAGGAUAACGGUCUGUGGACACGUAAUAUGAUGAAUUUCUCUAAUGGUGGACAUGUCCCGGCUUCUUCUACUUCCAGGAGUAUCACCUUCUUCUAGGACUGUCCAGCUUGUUUAGGUCCAGCAGGUUUUAGGGCUGCUAAUAAGCGCAUUGGGUAGCAGAAAAAUAAAAUGGUGAUUAAAUGGGAGGUGUGAUGGACAA